AUGAACACACUCACACUCCUUCUCCACCUCCUACUCCACACAUUCCUCCUCCUCACAUCCGCGCUUCCAACCCCCAAUCCCCAGUCACAGUCACAGUCCGCCGAGCCAAAAACUCUCUGCACAACCACCGCCCAAUCCCCGCCCACAAGCCUCAUCACCGAGGCCAUAACGGCCUACACAAACUCCUGCAGCACGCCCGCGUCGGUGCCGACAUCGAAGGCAUGUAUCAACCUCGCGGAGAGCGCAGACAGCGGGUACUAUAUUAGUCUCUGUGGGUGGCAUGCGGCGUUCACGGACUGUGCGGAUGCGGGGGCGCUGGUGGGGGCGCUGGUGGAGGCGUGUGCGGAGGAGGGGAGGGCGGAGGGGCAGAUUAGUGGGGAGUGGGGAACGGUGGUUGUGGGGAGGGUGGUGGGGAAGACGGGGAGUACAUGA
Molecule: messenger RNA, 432 nt
Organism: Morchella importuna
Lineage: Eukaryota; Fungi; Ascomycota; Pezizomycetes; Pezizales; Morchellaceae
Exons: 1
Coding region: 1-432 (143 amino acids)
Source: RefSeq, a predicted model, not a curated record